AACUUGCAUCCUUUUACACACUUGCAAUCAAGGAAGCAAAUGUGAGUUGGCAAAGGAAAGGGUUAUUGACGCAGCAAUGAGUGAAGAGUGUGGUGGUGCAGUAUAUAAAUGGCCGAAUGGAGAACACCCCAAAAUGACAACGCUCUUAUUCACGCUCUGUCCUCUCUCCCAAUUUUCUUCCUUCUUUCCUUCAACGUAGAGAACACACACUCUCUCACUCGCGAAGCUCACACUCAAAAACUUCCAUUUCCUCCAACCAACUGUAAAACUAUCCACACGAUCACUCAUAUAAAGCACAUUCCAUAAUUUUAUAUUUUCACAAAUCCCGGACACAGUAGAGAGACAGAGAACGGGGGAGGGGGAUAGUUUCUCUAUACGGUGAUGGCGGUUUCAGGUUCCGACGUGGCGGCGCUGUACACGCUGCUUUCAAAUUCGAUGAACGUCGAUCAACGCCUCCGUGGCCCCGCCGAAGAAGCACUUGCGCAAUCGGAGUCUAGGCCCGGCUUCUGCUCCUGCCUCCUUGAGCUGAUUAUGGCAAAGGAUUUGGCGUCGCAAAAUGACGUGAGAUUGAUGGCCACCUUAUACUUCAAAAACAGCGUUAAUCGCUACUGGCGGCACCGCCGUGAUUCCUCUGGGAUUAGCAAUGAGGAGAAAACGCAUCUGAGGCAGAAGUUGCUGUUAUACUUGAGAGAAGAGAAUGAACAGAUUGCUCAAAUGUUGGCAGUGCUCAUCUCCAAAAUUGCACGCAUUGAUUAUCCUAAAGAAUGGCCAGACAUCUUUAUGGUAUUAUCACAACAGCUUCAAUCAGCAGAUGUUCUUGCCUCCCACAGAAUAUUUAUGAUUCUGUUUAGGACUUUAAAGGAGUUGUCCACAAAACGCCUUACUUCUGACCAGCGAAACUUUGCUGAGAUAUCAUCCCAUUUCUUUGAUUAUAGCUGGCACCUAUGGCAAAGUGAUAUGCAGACAAUAUUGCAUGGUUUCUCAUCUCUUUCUCAAUCCUAUAAUUCAAAUCCUGACGAUCAGCAUCAUGAACUUUAUCUUACAUGUGAGAGAUGGUUGUUAUGUUCAAAGAUAAUACGGCAAUUAAUUAUUUCAGGAUUUCAAAGCGAUUCAAAGUGUUUUCAGGAGGUUCGGCCAGUCAAGGAAGUCUCACCUGUAUUCCUAAGUGCACUUCAGUCUUUCCUUCCAUACUAUUCAUCUUUUGAAAAGAAGUAUCCCAAAUUUUGGGACUUUGUAAAGAGGGCUUGUACCAAAUUGAUGAAAAUUUUAGUUGCCUUUCAGGGCAGACAUCCUUAUUCAUUUGGCGAUAAAUUUGUGCUUUCCUCAGUUGUUGACUUCUGUUUAAAUAAGAUAACAGAUCCUGAGCAAUAUGUGUUGUCAUUCGAACAGUUUCUCAUUCAAUGUAUGGUAAUGAUUAAGAAUAUCCUGGAAUGUACGGAAUACAAGCCAAGUUUUACUGGUAGGGUGAUGGAUGAAAAUGGAGUUACACUGGAGCAGAUGAAAAAAAACAUUUCCAGUGCUGUCGGUGGUAUUUUGACUUCCCUUUUGCCCAAUGAACGGAUAGUCCUCUUGUGUAAUGUGUUGAUAAGAAGGUAUUUUGUUCUGACAGCAAGUGAUUUGGAGGAGUGGUAUCAUAACUCUGAGGCUUUUCAUCAUGAGCAGGAUAUGAUUCAGUGGACGGAAAAACUAAGACCAUGUGCUGAAGCUUUAUACAUUGUAUUGUUUGAAAAUUAUAGCCAACUGCUAGGCCCUGUUGUGGUCUCUCUUCUCCAAGAGACUAUGAAUAAUUGCCCAACUUCAGUGACGGAAAUUACUCCAGUGUUGCUUCUUAAAGAUGCUGCUUAUGGAGCUGCUGCUUAUGUUUAUUAUGAACUCUCGAAUUAUCUGAGCUUUAAAGACUGGUUUAAUGGUGCUUUAUCCCUCGAGCUCUCAAAUGAACAUCCCAAUUUGCGUAUUAUUCAUCGGAAAGUUGCUAUAAUUCUUGGGCAGUGGGUUUCUGAGGUUAAAGAAGAUACAAAAAGACCUGUGUACUGUGCUUUAAUCAGAUUGUUACAGGGAAACUUGCAGCUUGUCGAUCCUUGUGUUUACAUAUUGAAGAUGCAAAUUUUUCAGACAGGGAGUUUGUUGAUCUUCUCCCUAUCUGUUGGGACUCAUGUUUCAAGCUGUUUGAUGAAGUUCAGGAAUUUGACUCAAAGGUCCAGGUUUUGAAUUUGAUUUCCACCCUUAUCCUUCAUGUUAGUGAAGUUAUUCCAUUUGCAGAAAAGUUGGUUCAAUUUUUUCAGAAGGUCUGGGAAGAAUCCUCUGGUGAAAGUUUGCUGCAGAUUCAGCUUCUUGUUGCUUUGAAAAACUUUGUGGUUGCACUUGGUUACCAGUCACCCAUUUGCUACAGCAUAUUAUUGCCAAUUCUGGAGAAUGGAAUUAAUAUUAAUAAUCCAGAUGAACUGAAUCUCCUAGAAGAUAGCAUGCUGUUAUGGGAGGCCACACUUUCCCAUGCCCCGUCAAUGGUGCCUCAAUUACUGCCAAAUUUUUCACGCCUUGUGGAUAUCAUGGAAAGAAGCUUUGACCAUUUAGAGGUUGCAGUAAACAUAAUUGAAGAUUACAUAAUUUUGGGUGGAAAUGACUUUCUGAGCAUGCAUGCUGCAAAUAUUGCUAAAAUUCUUGAUUUAGUUGUUGGAAAUGUUAAUGACAAAGGUCUUCUUUCAGUUCUACCUGUCAUUGAUAUCUUAAUACAGUGUUUUCCUAUGGAAGUGCCACCGCUCAUUAGCAGUACCUUACAAAAAUUAAUUUUAAUAUGUUUGAGUGGAGGAGAUGACCGAGAUCCUUCUAAAACAUCUGUCAAAGCAUCUUCUGCUGCCAUCCUAGCAAGGCUUCUGGUGAUGAAUACAAACUCACUUGCCCAAUUAGCAUCAGAUCCAUCUACUUCUCUACUCCUUCAAACAGCGUCUAUCCCUGUUCAAGAAAAUAUACUUCUUUGUCUGGUUGACAUUUGGGUCGACAAGGUAGAUAAUGUUUCUUGCAUCCAGAAGAAGACAAUUGGCUUAGCCCUAUCAAUAAUUCUGACAUUAAGGCUACCUCAAGUCAUUGACAAACUUGAUCAAAUUUUGAGUGUUUGCACUAGUGUAAUUCUGGGAGGAAACAGUGACUUGACUGAGGAAGAAUCCAGUGGUGUUAUGAGCUCCAGUACGUCUCCUGAUGAUGGCAAUAUUCCAAGUAAAGAAUUCAGAAAAAGACAGAUCAAAUUUUCGGACCGUAUCAAUCACAUAUCACUUGAGGACUCUGUGAAAGAAAAUCUACAAACUUGUGCUGCUAUUCAUGGAGAAUCAUUUAAUGCUGCAAUGAACAGUAUGCACCCAUCUGCGCUUGCACAAUUGAAGCAAGCAUUAAAGAUGCCAUAAUUGGCGUGCCAUAAUAGUUUGUGGUUGGGACAUGGCUUGGUGGUUGUUGAUCAGGUGGAACUAUGUGCAUUUGCGGAUCUUCUGUCCAUAGAUUGUGACUUUUCUAUAGGGUGAAAUUCAAGCUUAUUACAAGAAUUAUUGGUUUUUAUUCACAUUUUAAUUGUUUCCAAGUCAUGUUUUUUUAGCACUAAAAAAUCAUUCAUUAGUUAUGCCAGUCUGGCAUCGUGAAACUCUGUAAAUAGGAUGCUGUCCUCUAUUAUAUAUAAAAGGAGGAUCAGCAUUGAGUCUACAGUGUUCUAUUUAACUGAGAAGAAUUACAGGAAAUAUGAAAUGGUCUGUGUAGAUGCUGUUUUUGAACAUUUUGGGAUGUGUAGUGGAAAUUUCAGCAGUCUAAUUAAUCUGGAAAAGUUAAUUUUGAUUGCAUAUUAUUUGCUAGAUUAACAUUUUUAUUUCGAUUUUCUCACACUAGUUAUGGAUCAAUUUGUAAAGUCAUAAAUAACUAGUUAAGUCAUACAAUCUCUUUUUUUUCUUUAACCUAAGCUUUAAAUUGUAAGAUUUUACUCGGCAUUUAUUCAAGUACUGAAGCUCGACUAAGAUGUAUUAAUAUUUGAUGACACUUGUGCAACCUGUGGAUACUGGUACGUAUGAGACUGAUGACUUAUAAUUAUUGGGUGUGAUGUAGUAGCUUUUUAU
Molecule: messenger RNA, 4088 nt
Organism: Arachis duranensis
Lineage: Eukaryota; Viridiplantae; Streptophyta; Magnoliopsida; Fabales; Fabaceae
Biological process (GO): protein import into nucleus
Cellular component (GO): nuclear envelope; cytosol
Molecular function (GO): small GTPase binding
Source: RefSeq, a predicted model, not a curated record